Molecule: messenger RNA, 1218 nt
Organism: Ipomoea nil (Japanese morning glory)
Lineage: Eukaryota; Viridiplantae; Streptophyta; Magnoliopsida; Solanales; Convolvulaceae
Product: uricase
Exons: 8
Coding region: 93-1010 (305 amino acids)
Biological process (GO): urate catabolic process; purine nucleobase catabolic process
Cellular component (GO): peroxisome
Molecular function (GO): urate oxidase activity
Source: RefSeq, a predicted model, not a curated record
AGCUGGAAACCACUAGUUACCGGAAAACGAUCAAACUAUACAUAAAAAAAAAGUUCUAUCUUGGUUGUAACAUACACUAAUUUGGGCUGAAAAUGGAGGACGGAUUUAAGCUGCAGCAGAGGCACGGGAAGGCCAGGGUGAGAGUUGGCCGGGUAUGGAGAGACGGAGACGGUACGCAUCACUUUUCCGAAUGGAACGUCAGCAUAAGCCUCCUCUCCGAUUGCCUCCCCGCCUACGUCGCAGGCGACAACUCAGACAUCGUCGCCACCGAUACCAUGAAGAACACCGUAUAUGCUAAGGCCAAGGAAUGUUCCCAGCGACUCCCAGUGGAGGAAUUUGCUAUUGAACUUGCCAAGCACUUCACUUCAUAUUAUAAGCAGGUCACUGCUGCAAUCAUCAGGAUAGUAGAAAAGCCAUGGGAGCGUGUUAACAUAAAUGGUCGGCCACAUGCACAUGGUUUUAAGCUUGGGUCUGAAAAGCAUACUACUGAAGUCUUCCUGGAGAAAUCAGGCGUGUUGCAGGUUACCUCUGGUAUUGAGGGAUUGGCAGUGCUGAAGACAACAAAGUCAGGUUUUGAAGGGUUCAUAAGGGACAAGUACACUAUGUUGCCUGAAACACAGGAGAGGAUGCUGGCAACAGAGAUCACAGCAUUAUGGAGGUAUUCCUUCAAAUCUCUCUCAAGUGUUCCUAUGAAGAACCAUUAUUUCGCAGAGAUGUAUAUGGAUGUGAAAAAGGUUCUGCUGCAUACUUUCUUUGGCUGUCCUAAAGAAGGUGUAUACAGUCCAUCUGUCCAAAGUACACUCUAUGACAUGGCAAAGGCGGCUCUUGGCAGGUUUCCUGACUUAGUAUCAAUCCAAUUAAAGAUGCCAAAUCUUCAUUUUCUACCUGUGAACCUGUCAGGCAAAGACAAUCCUGCCAUUGUCAAGUUUGGUGACGAUGUGUAUUUACCAACGGAUGAACCACAUGGGUCAAUUGAGGCAACUCUGAGCCGCGUCCAGUCGAAGAUUUGAAUAGGUUAUAAUCAAAGGUGGCUGCAAGAGUCUGCUAAUUUACUUUAUAAUUAUAAUACCCUUCCGUGUCCUCUGAAACAAUUGCAAGCUGAAAUCUGUGUUGACUUGUUUAUGACAUGAUGCACUUGUUAAUAUGGUGAAUAAAGCUGCUGUAAUUUGUAGGGUUUUUUUCCCCCCAUAAUAUGGAAGUUGCACUAGUGUUCAGAUU